This is a messenger RNA of Trichoderma atroviride IMI 206040, 1056 nucleotides long. RefSeq lists its product as uncharacterized. The record is from RefSeq and is a predicted model, not a curated record. NCBI's taxonomy places the organism in Eukaryota, Fungi, Ascomycota, Sordariomycetes, Hypocreales, Hypocreaceae. Gene Ontology annotation, molecular function: protein binding.
CAGCAUUCGAGUCGUAUUAUACCGCAUAUCCCUUUAUAUUGAUAAUGGGUAUAACCCAGCUGAGAACGUACAAGCACGGGUCCCUGGAUCUGCGGGGCAGAGCACUUGCUGUUACGGUUGGAUCAACCAACCCCGUGACCUUCUCCGUUCAUGAGCACUUGAUUUGUCGCACUUCGGACUAUUUCAAAAGAGCUAUGAAGGCCUAUUGGGAGACAUCUACCAGUGGGUCUGUUACUCUCAAGGAAGAAGAUCCAGACGUGUUCGAGGUAUACCUGCAUUGGUUGUACUUUGAGAAACUCCCAGUCCAGAAUGACAGCCCUGGACUGGAAGGCAACACUGAAUACGUGCAGCUCGCAAAAGCAUACGUAUUGGGAGAGAUGCUUCAAGACGUCAACUUCAAGGACGCUGUCCUAGAUGCCAUCUUGAUCAAAUCCCGCUCCAAAGCAUCAGACGGUCAGGAGUGGUUUCCUGUUGGGCCGGCCAUCCGCCACAUAUAUGAAGGGACUCCAGAGUCAUCGCCCGCUCGACGCCUUCUGGUUGAUAUGUAUACUUACCAUGGAUAUGGAGAUUGGCUAACGGAAUGGGCCAAUAAAGACGACCUGCCUAAACAAUUCCUUCUCGAUCUUGCCAUUGCAACCUUGGCAAAGAGACCUCGCCCGGCCGCAUCUCUGGUUUACAACGCAGGGACUUGCGAAUAUCAUGAGCAUCUACCUGAUCCAAACAGCUGCUACAUCAACAGCUUAGCAUCAAGGCGCGGUGAGGCAUGACACAUCGCAUGCUGUGAUGCCUAGUAGAUCAACUGAGUUGUAUGAUUUGAUGGUGCUAGAAUCUGGCAAGAUAAAAGACGGGCUGCGAUUUCUUUGUUGAGGUUGCGGUUGUUGCCUCUCCUAAGCACUACAAUACCGCUUGAGCUGCUGUAAAUUGACAUGAGCUGUGUCUAAAGCUGGCCAUUUUGAGAUGUUACCUAUUGAUAUAGAGCUAGAGUUGGAUCUAGCCUAGGAGCGCGUCUGCGGUUCGUAGAUUUACGAUGUGAAAAUUAUUCCGGUUUCUACUGUA